AUGUGGCACGAAGCCAGACGACAAGGAAAAAAAAUAACAGGAAUGCUGGUCGAUUAUAGGAAAAGAGCAGAACGUCGUAGAGACUACUAUGAAAGCAACAAAGCAGAUCCAACGCAGUUUUUGCAGAUCCACGGACGUCAAUGUAAGAUCCACCUGGACCCCAACAUGGCGACAUCCGCAGAAAAGGCCAUUAUGAUGUACUGGCAGGACAUUCUCGUCGACAGAUUUGACUUUUUUCCUGUCCAAUUAGAUUCCACCCCAUCCGAAGACGAAGUUCAAGACGAGGAACAAAUACUAACGCAGGAAGAACGUCAGAUUAAUUACGAAAGAUAUAGGAUAAUCGCUCAAAAUUCUUUCCUGAAGAUACCGGAAGAGAAAUUUUUGAAACAAUUACAUUUAGAAGAACAAUACGGUUAUAACGAUAUAAAAACUAAAAAAGAUUUAAGGACGGGCGUAUCUAUAGGCUUCAACUACGAAGAAAGCGAUAUAAUGAAUCAAAAUAUUCUAGAAGAAUCUGAUUACGACGACUCGGACUUAGAUUUAGACGUGGAUCUGAUUAUCAACGUUACGAAAUUAGAUAUGAGCCAAGCCAAUGAAAUGAAUAAGCACGGUUGCAGCUUUGGUAUGAGUUCAAACGAUUUUUAUUCAUUUCUUAUCAACGAUUUAGAGGAAGCAGAAGCAUUUAAGCUAGCUAGGGUAGAAGAGCAAGAAAAAGCUUUGUUUUCCGGAAGAAGAUCAAGACGCGAAAGAAGGUCGCACCGGGAAAGAAAGCUAGCCAAUAGAACGGCCAGUCCCCCGAGUUACGCAGCCAAAAGUUCGCCAGUAAGAAUAAGAACCAAUCGAUCCAAAUCACGAUCUAGAUCACUUUCACCAGCAAUUUUAGAGAAAAUAACUUAUAUAACCUCGUUUGGUGAAGACGAAGAACCUUCUACUAGUAAAUCAGUUGAAAAUAGAGCUAAAUCUAAAAGAGUUUGCAACAACAAAAGGAAUCACUAUCGAGGUAGAUUAAAGUACAAACGUAACACCAGUAGGAGAUAUCGAAGAAAUUCAAGCACAACUUCUACUUCCAGUUCAAGGACUUCUAAAAAAUCGAAGAAAUAUACUAGAGGUUGUAGAACACGCGACUAUUCGUCGUCGAGCAGUAGCAGUCAACAUUCUUCCCAUCAAGUAAAACAAAGCUGUAAAUUACAUACAAUAACUCCAGAACCUGUCAAAGUUUUGACCAGAUACUAUGGUCGGAAAAAAAGGGACACCUCGUCGUCAUCAGGCUCCAAUAAUUCGAAUUUAGAUUCGACAAGUUUAACUAGACAGACUCCGAUAACCAAUAAGAAACCAACAAACAAUUCGGUAAUAGAACGGCUGAAAAAGAAGAGGCAAGUGUUGAUAAGCAAGCGGUUUAAAGCGGAUAAAAUAGCUGAAAAAUUAAAAUCUGAAAGGGAAAAACUAGAGCAGCAAACUAGAGACGAUGAAUUGAGGGAGAUGUCUUUGAAGUUAAGGAGGAAGCAACGAGAAAUCAGACAUGCCAAUGACAGUUACAGCAAUUCCAGUUAUUCUGAUUUCAGUAGCGGCAGUAAUGAUUCAUCUAGAAGUCAUAGUAAUUGCAGAAGUUUAAAACGGACAAAUAGAGAAAGAAGCGUAAGCAAAGAAAGAAGACGAGAAAGGGGUAGAAAACAAAACAAGUCCCGUAGAGAUUCAAAAGAUAUCGAUGCUAGUUGUUUAUUAAAUAAACUAGUAAAUUAUUAA
This is a messenger RNA of Psylliodes chrysocephalus, 1743 nucleotides long. The record is from the annotation of a GenBank genome assembly. Lineage: Eukaryota; Metazoa; Arthropoda; Insecta; Coleoptera; Chrysomelidae.